Molecule: messenger RNA, 984 nt
Organism: Durusdinium trenchii
Lineage: Eukaryota; Dinophyceae; Suessiales; Symbiodiniaceae
Source: the annotation of a GenBank genome assembly
GUUCAUAGCCCUUAGCAGACAGGACCAUUGAGUAUUUGGUGCUAGUGGCACCAGUUCCUGCAGACAUGUCCGUGCGGAAGGGCUGGCUGGCUCUUGCUGUAGUGUGCCUGGUAUGGAAUUCCUUGCGUUUCAACCAGACGGACGCAUUUCUCUCUCCCAGAGGGCUCCGCCAGCGUGAAUGCACCAAGGUCCAAGCUUCUUCCGGCACGACUUUUGCCACCUCUCCAGUAGUGCCAGCUAUACGGGAAGCCCUGAAAGAAGGAGGAUGCCUGAACCAAUGGUUUGACUCUGCAACAGCUGUGGCCAAUGCUUGUGGCCUGCAGACAGAUGAGGCGGAAACAAUUCUGGCAAAAGGAUUUGGCUGGUCGACUUGGCUUGCUGUGAACAGAGCUGCAUACCUCAAGCCUGAGAACCCCGAUUCUGCCAAGAUCUCUGAGGGUCUUGACUACUUCACAUCAGGCCCCUUAAAACUGACCAAGGAAGAGUUGCGCUAUGUGCUCCAAGAAAGCCCAAAGGCAUUGAAUAGGCCUGCUGCAGCUUACCAGGACGCCUUGGCCACGGCACCAGAGGAGUUUCAAUCACCAGAAGCAUUCCGGGAGCUGCUGCUGCGGUGCCCAAUGGUGUUGGAGUUGUCUUUCAAUUGUGGACACAGCUGUGCAGCAGCCUGCGCAAGAUGCUGGUGCCCAGCAUUGUCGAGGAUCAAGAGAACUGAGUUGAAGAAAGAGUCCGGCUUGCAGACGAGGUAAGAAACUUUUGGGCUGUCAAGCGUUAGCUGUGUUUGGGCUGUUUUCUAGGUUUUCCACUGACGCUUUUUUGGUCGGCCACACCGGGGCAUCGUGAAACACGAUGUUUGUGUGCCACCAAGUCAAUUCGUUUAACUCGGUUGCCAUCAGUGCAGCCUUUUUCAGCAGAAGCAAUCUCCUUCUUGCUCCCAGGUUGCACAACACACAAACGUGCGGGCAGACGUUCAAUUCUUGAUCCAAC